AUGCCAUCCACAAGCAGAAGCAGUCGAAGCAACAGCAGAAGCCGACGGAGCAGCAGACAAACUGCCAAUCAUGCCCGGAAUAAUAAUAAUAUUGCAAAUAUUGGAUCAAGGUACUCCCGAAGGCAACGGCUGCGUGACGACCGUUCCACUGUCUCUGUGUUGACUGAAGAAGAAGGACAAGCUACCCGUACGAAUGCGACUAUGAAUACGAAUACGAAUAGGAAUACCCGUACACCACCAAACCCACCCACCAGCGCUGUCCAUGGAAAUGCCCAUGGCGCUACUGGCAAUGCAAGUGCAGGCGGCAAUACAGGUGCCACCCCGGCUGAGAUCGCGUACCGCAAGUUUGAAGUUAUUCGAGGCGCUUUCCUGGGAGCUCUGGACGACGUAAGGCAAGCCGUUCAAACGACCAUUCAAGAAAACGAGAGAGAAGAAGACAGCAGUGCUGCAGUCACACACAAUCAAGGCACCAAUGACAACCAGUCCGUCCGGUCGCGCAGAUCUACCGGUACCGGUAUGGGUAGCCGAAGUGCCUAUUCUGGCUACAGUGGAUUCUCAGCAUUGGGGUUCAUUUCCCUGCAGCCUCACAAUCCCAUGGGGCGGUCCGCCAAUGACAGUCAAGUGCACGGCAUAGAUGAUUCCAUGGGAGACAUUUCACACAUUCGUAGACGGGAACAGGAUUCUCUAGAUGAUGGCAGUGAUUUGGGGGAAUUCAGCCAUCCUUCCGAUUGUACCACCUGUGCCGAUGCCCGCGUCUUUUCCAGAUCCAUUGCCGUACUCAGAUUCGCCAUUUUUGCAGAUGCUAUCAAUUCACAAGUCCUAGGACCAAACUACGCUCUACUCGUACAAGCCGAUGGACAUGAAGACUCAUUCACUACUACUGAACCGUUCCAGUUUGCAGGAGCCUACUAUUUCAUUCCCAUGACAGCCGAUGUGGGCAUGGUCCUUUCCUCCAUUCUCAUGGGAUACUACUCGGAUCAACCACACGUUGGACGCACAAAAUGCAUUCUCGCUUGCAUGUACGUGGGAGCUGUGGGGUCCAUUCUCAAGUUUCUUGCACGAGACUCCUUCUGGACAUUUUGUGCCGCCAACUUCUUCACCGGACUUUUUGGGGGGUCGCUCGCCGUGGGAAUGGCAUACGUGUCCGAUGUUUUCAAUGACAGAAUGCAAACCGAUGCCGAAAUUGGAAUGAUUGUCGCCACAAACAUGAUUGGAAGAACGGGAGGUGGAGUCAUUGCCAUUGCCAUGCAGAAAAUGGGACUGUUCGUGCCACUCUGGGUAUCGGCUGCCGUUAGUGCUUUGGCUGGAGUGCUCUGUCAUUUGUUCAUGUACGAUGCCAUUGACAAACAUGACGUGGAUAGCUUCGGAUACUACGAGGAUGAUGAUCAAAAUGAGGAGUCACAACAGGACGACGGUCAUGACGAAGAAGAACAGAACGACAACAACAACAACAACAACACCGACAAUGCCAACAACACUCUGACGGAGGGCAGUAGCAAAGCUCCGUCCAACGACAACAUCAAUAACGGUACAAGGAGCGGACUUGCAUCGUCGCUCCGUUCGACUAGCCUGAUUCGAGAUGCCAGCACGACAACCUCCGAAAGCCCCAUUUUGGGAGGGUUCGGAUACUACGGAGGAGCCGAUUACAGCCAAUACGAUGAAGAGGACGGAAACUAUCCCACCAAAUUAGAUUACCGGACACUAUGGAACAUUCUCGCUGGUGAAUUGACCGACAACUUGGGAUCCAUCGGGUUGGUGCCCAUUUGUCUGUCGCCUCUCAUGUUCCAAACAUUCUACGCACAAUUCGUCGAAAACGACCAAGAGCCAAUCAUGAGCGCCAAUGCGUACAAGUACAUUUACGUCUUUAUUGCCGUCAUUGUCGUGCCCGGAGCUGUCAUUGCACCGUUGCUAUUUCAAAAGUUUGGACCGGCUUUGUGUGCAGUCGGCGCCAAUCUACUCACCGGGGCCGUUACAUUGAUUCUUCUACAAAUUGCAACACUGCCGGAUCAACCCACCUCUGCAUCCUAUGCUGCCUUUGUCUCGGUGCUGUACUUGUCGUUUCCACUCACGGUUAUCAGUCAACUGUCGACGGGCCCCAUGCUCGAUCGGAUCGCACCACUCCAUCAACGAGGACAGAUUCAAGGCCUCAACAUGGCUGCCAUGAACUUGGCUGGCGCCCUUGGCCCCUUUUUAUAUGGAAUCUUGUCCGAUGCCACGUCGACCAGUGUCACUCUUUACACGUCAUCGGCGGUGUCGGCAUUGGCAGCUCUGGUGAACUACAUGUUGGUUGGAGACGAACGUUUCGGGCCGCAGACAGAGGACGAUGACGAGGGAUACCCCAUACGGGCAUCGAGUGCAGCUGGUGAUAUUGCCGAAGACUUGGCAUCGCGGUUGGAUUCGGUUGCGAAUAGUACGCCAUCGGACCGUCACAGUCGGUCGAUCUUGCCAUCGACGACGACUCGAUCGGUGGGUUCCAUGGCACAGGAUCUUCACGUCGAAUUUAUGCCUUCGAUUUUCUAG
Seminavis robusta is the source of this 2520-nucleotide messenger RNA. Lineage: Eukaryota; Bacillariophyta; Bacillariophyceae; Naviculales; Naviculaceae. The record is from the annotation of a GenBank genome assembly.